AUGGUCAAGGAGACUAAGUACUAUGAGUGCCUGGGGGUUGACCCUUCGGCCACCGAAGCCCAACUGAAGACCGCCUACAAGAAGGGUGCGCUCAAGUUUCACCCAGACAAGAACAAGAACAACCCCGAGGCCGCUGAAAAGUUCAAGGAGCUGUCGCACGCCUACGAAAUCCUGUCCGACUCCCAGAAACGUGCAAUUUACGAUCAGUAUGGUGAAGAGGGCUUGGAGGGUGGUGGUGCCGGUGGUGGCAUGAACGCCGAGGACUUGUUCUCCCAGUUCUUUGGCGGCGGCGGUGCCUUUGGUGGUAUGUUCGGUGGUGGUAUGCGCGACACCGGCCCCAAGAAGGCCCGUACCAUUCACCACGUCCACAAGGUCAACCUGGAAGACAUCUACCGCGGCAAGGUUUCCAAGCUGGCCUUGCAGAAGUCUGUCAUCUGUUCCGGCUGCGAGGGCCGUGGCGGUAAGGAGGGUGCCGUGAAGGAGUGCACAGGCUGCAAUGGCAGUGGUAUGAAGACUAUGAUGCGCCAAAUGGGCCCCAUGAUUCAACGCUUCCAGACCGUUUGCCCCGACUGUAACGGCGAGGGUGAGAUCAUUCGUGAGAAGGACCGUUGCAAGAAGUGUAACGGUAAGAAGACCGUUGUUGAGCGCAAGGUGCUUCACGUCCACGUCGACAAGGGUGUGCGCGACGGUCACAAGAUCGAGUUCCGUGGUGAAGGUGACCAGAUGCCCGGUGUUAUGCCUGGUGAUGUUGUUUUCGAAAUUGAGCAGAAGCCCCAUCCUCGCUUCCAACGCAAAAACGACGACCUGUUCUACCAGGCCGAAAUCGAUCUUCUGACUGCUCUUGCUGGUGGUUCCAUUCACAUCGAGCACCUCGACGAUCGGUGGUUGACUGUGAACAUUGCUCCCGGCGAGGUUAUCGUUCCUGAUGCUAUCAAGGUUAUCCACGGUCAGGGUAUGCCCUCAUUCCGCCACCACGACUUUGGCAACCUGUACAUCAAGUUCGAUGUCAAGUUCCCCGAGAAGGACCAGCUGCAGAACCUUGAGCUCCUUGAGCAGGUUUUGCCCCCACGCGUGCAGCAGAACCAGCCCCCUGCCGACGCCAUGGUUGAGGACUUUGAGCUCGAGGACAUCGACUCCACAGAGAACUCCCAGGCUCGUGCCCACGGUGCCGCUGGUGCCAUGGAUGAGGACGAUGAUGAUGUUCCCCCGGUGCUGAGCGCGUCCAGUGUGCUUCGCAGUAAAUGA
Penicillium oxalicum is the source of this 1245-nucleotide messenger RNA. Its product is annotated as type I HSP40 co-chaperone YDJ1. The record is from RefSeq and is a predicted model, not a curated record. Lineage: Eukaryota; Fungi; Ascomycota; Eurotiomycetes; Eurotiales; Aspergillaceae. Bases 1 to 1245 code for a protein of 414 amino acids. Gene Ontology annotation, molecular function: Hsp70 protein binding; ATP binding. Gene Ontology annotation, biological process: response to heat; protein refolding. Gene Ontology annotation, cellular component: nucleus; cytoplasm; cytosol. The transcript has 4 exons.